GCUAAAGAACAUAUAUACACACACAAAAUACAGAAUGGAAGCUGAAAAGAAGAGUGCCCAUUUUCCCCAAAUCUCAACUUAUAACCCUCAACCACUUGUCCUCUCCUCUACCCAAGAGCACUCUUCUUCAAAAACCUCUGUCAAACCCUCGAUCAAAUCUACUGUUGCUGAUGUUGACUCCGAGCUCAGAGUUUUCGGCGCAGAAAAAUACUUCAGCAUGAAGCUAGAUCAUACUGUCUCCACGGUGGAUAUCAAUAACCAAAAGGAAAAGGAAAACAAACAUGAUCCUUAUCCUCAUCCUCAAAUGACCAAAACAACGUCAACUAGAUCAAGAACAAGCCGACAUGGAACUCCAAGUGUAAGAUCCGAGUCAAGUUACAACAGUGAAACCUUUCUCAUGAGGUUUAACAACAACAAUGAUAAUAAGCAACGUAAAACGAACGAGACAAGCAUCUCUUUUGGUGGGUUUCGAUGCUACGGUCCAUGCUCCAGGGUUAAAACCGUCAAUACCGAGAGGAAACUAUCUGGUAACGGUAGAAAUUAUGACCGGGAUUAUGUUGCUUAUGACGCAAGAAAGCACAUCAAUAAACAAAAACUCCGUUUAGAAGCCAAGAAAGCAGAUUAUCCGGAGCCACAAAAGAUUCCAAUACCUAUUCAAAAGUCUGAUAUCACCGUGAACCUUGAAAGAAAGCUCUCUAUGCUUACAUGGGACGCGAUACCAAACCAUCCCUCUACCAAGAACAACAAUGGUAAUAACUCUUCAACGAGUAACAAGACGAUAGAGGAGGAGACAACAAGCGAAGCGAGUUCUGAUUUGUUCGAGAUUGAGAACAUAACGAGCAGUUUCUAUGAGCCGAGCGAGGCUAGCAUUGGAUGGAGUGUGGUAACAGGAAGUAUGGCAGAUGAAUCAGUUAUUUCAGAUUUCAAUAUGAUUAAGAGAGGCACGAGAAAUGGUUCGGUGGUUAAAACCAAACCGGUGAUUGCUGAAAAGGUCCGGUCGGGAAAGUUUUUGUCCGGUUGUAAGAGUAACAAAGCUGUCUCGGUUGUAGAUAGUACUAGAAAUUUUAAAGAAGCAGCCAAAAUUGAUCAGCAUGCGGUGUCUGAUAUGAAAAAGUUUAAAACUGAGAUUAUGAUUCAAGACUUGAGCUUUCUUUAAGAAACA
Messenger RNA from Eruca vesicaria subsp. sativa (arugula), 1162 nucleotides. NCBI's taxonomy places the organism in Eukaryota, Viridiplantae, Streptophyta, Magnoliopsida, Brassicales, Brassicaceae. The record is from the annotation of a GenBank genome assembly.